Engraulis encrasicolus (European anchovy) is the source of this 3348-nucleotide messenger RNA. It is a transcript of the gene pdha1a, whose product is annotated as pyruvate dehydrogenase E1 subunit alpha 1a. The record is from RefSeq and is a predicted model, not a curated record. The coding region runs from base 412 to 3222 and encodes 936 amino acids. The transcript is spliced from 12 exons. Lineage: Eukaryota; Metazoa; Chordata; Actinopteri; Clupeiformes; Engraulidae. Gene Ontology annotation, cellular component: intracellular membrane-bounded organelle. Gene Ontology annotation, molecular function: pyruvate dehydrogenase (acetyl-transferring) activity. Gene Ontology annotation, biological process: pyruvate decarboxylation to acetyl-CoA.
UCAGUGACGACUGCAUUCAUGUGUUAGCGUGUCCUCCUACUCCUCCUAGGCUGUAUCCAUACUGACAGAGAGGGUUCUAAGUGAUGGUGACCAUAGUAACAGAAUGGGUUUUGAGUGACGUGUGGGUCACCAUAGUAACAGGAUGGGUUCUAAGUGAUGGUGACCAUAGUAACAGGAUGGGUUCUGAGUGAUGGUGACCAUAGUAACAGGAUGGGUUCUGAGUGAUGGUGACCAUAGUAACAGGAUGGUUUCUGAGUGAUGGUGACCAUAGUAACAGGAUGGUUUCUGAGUGAUGGUGACCAUAGUAAUGGGAUCGGUUCUGAGUGACGUGUGGGUCUUCUCCUCCGUCUCGUCUAGUCGCCGCGGAGAGCCGUGCUGCAGCUGCUGGCCAAUCAGGGGGAACUUGCUGACAUGACUUCCCCUCAGCAUGACAUCACUUCCUCUCAGCCUCAUGACCCCACACAGCGCCACAGUCAACCUCACACACACACACACAUCCACAAACACUCCUCCGCAGCCCUCGCCGAAACUCGCCCCGCCCACUCCGCUGCCUUCGCAGAAUCUCUCCCCGCCCACUUACAACCUCCCGACUACCUCGUGGAAACGGAGCAACUUCAGUCUUGUGCAGCGCCACAUUCCGCGUCUGCUACGAGUUCCGCGUUCACUCCUGAACCCCAGAGUGGUCAUAUUGAACCAGUUGCCUUGGCCAUAGAGGCUGCAGAGGUCCCUUCACCAAGUGACCUGGCCGCAGACGUUCCUCCUGCCGUCUGUGCAGAUCUCGCCUCAGUGGCAGAAGUAGAAUCGACAGUUAAAGACACUCUAGAGCCAGUCAAACAAGAAGUAGAUUCUCUAGCGCCACCUAGUGAAACAGUAGACUCUCUAGCGCCACCUAUUGAAACAGUAGAAUCUGCAGCGCCACCUAUUGAAACAGUAGAAUCUGCAGCGCCACCUAUUGAAACAGUAGAAUCUGCAGCGCCACCUAUUGAAACAGUAGAAUCUGCAGCGCCACCUAUUGAAACAGUAGAAUCUGCAGCGCCACCUAUUGAAACAGAAGAUGCUCUAGUGUCACCUGAUGUAACAGUAGAGAUUUCAGCACCACCUAGUGAAACAGCAGAGACUGCAGUGCCACCUAUUGAAACAGUAGAAACUGCAGCAGUCCACUUGGCUUCCACUGAGGUAGCGUCGCCACCAGAAACGGAUCUGCCAGAUGUCGCCACUCAGGAGGUUUUGCCUGAAGUCCGUUUGGAACCGACCCUGUCUGAUGUACCUGCUGCCGCCACACAGCCAGAUAUCAGCCAAACUCAGGACUCUCAGGACACGCGGGCAGAACUUUUACUGGAAACUCAGACGACACCAUCAGAGCAGCCUUCAACAUUAGAGAGCGCCAUGAUACAAGAAUCGCCUCCGAUAGACGAGCCCCCUCAAGUUGAAGAACUUUCACUGGAAACUCAGACAACGACACCAGAGGAGGCCCCAACAUUGGAGUCGUCCCCAAUUAUACAAGACUCCCCUCAAACAGAGGAGUCCUUAUUGACACAACUGCACUCGACUGACAGUCCAGUUAAGUUGGUAGAAGAAGUAGAGGAGCUUAGUAAAUGCGCAACAGAAGCGGCUACUGACACCCCAGUCGUACCUGAAGCAGCUUCAGAAGUCAGCUGUGACACAGUUAUGCCUGAAACCACCACACCAGAAACAGAUCCUAGUUGCAGUCGAACAGAAUCUGAUGGAGAUGCAGCCCUAGUCCCCCAGCUCGAAGCAGCCAUAGAACCCACCAGUGCCCAGCUGUUAGAGGCAUCAGAGCAAGCUAGCACAGACACGGAUGCACCCCAGUCACCCCAAGUGGCAAUCACAGACACAGAUGCUAACACGACUAGCAGUGACACAGAAUCACACCGUGCAGCAGCCACAGACACAGAUCCACAGCCACCACAAGCAGCCACAGACACAGAUGCAGGUGCAUUAGAGACAUCACCCCCCCUCCCCUCCUGCCCACCUGAGAGCCCCCCUUCCUCCACACCUUUCCUUGUUGCCCCGGAGACGGUCGAGCAGGCGACGACCCAGCAGGGCUCCGAAGAGACUGCAGACCCACAGCUAGCUGGCGCCAGAGUGGUUCUCUCUUCUCGUGGAUACGCAGACUUCACACAGCAGGCCACCUUCGAAAUCAAGAAGUGUGAUGUGCACAAGCUGGAUGAUGCCCCUCCCCUGGAGGCGGUCCUUACACGAGAGGAGGGGCUUAAAUACUACAGAACCAUGCAGAUGAUGCGUCGUAUGGAGCUGAAGGCUGAUCAGCUGUACAAGCAGAAGAUCAUCAGGGGAUUCUGUCACCUGUACGACGGACAGGAGGCGUGUGCGGUGGGUAUUGAGGGGGGUAUCAACCUUAGUGAUCACCUCAUCACGGCGUAUCGCGCUCACGGAUACACACUCACACGCGGAGGAACCGUACGGGAGAUCCUGGCAGAACUCACAGGUCGGCGUGGGGGUAUUGCCAAGGGUAAAGGCGGUUCCAUGCACAUGUACACUAAGAACUUCUACGGAGGAAACGGAAUCGUAGGAGCACAGGUGCCUCUGGGUGCAGGUGUGGCUCUGGCCUGUAAAUAUCUGGGCAAGAACGAGCUGUGUGUCAGUCUCUAUGGUGACGGAGCAGCCAAUCAGGGCCAGAUCUUCGAGACGUACAACAUGGCGGCCCUGUGGAAGCUCCCCUGCAUCUUCAUAUGUGAGAAUAACAAGUACGGUAUGGGCACCGCCGUGGAGAGGGCAGCCGCCAGCACCGACUACUACAAGAGGGGAGACUUCAUACCGGGACUAAGGGUGGACGGCAUGGAUGUGCUGUGUGUGAGGGAGGCCACCAAGUUUGCUGCAGAUCACUGCCGCUCUGGAAAGGGUCCCAUCCUAAUGGAGCUGCAGACUUAUCGUUACCAUGGACACAGUAUGAGUGACCCCGGCAUCAGCUACCGUACUCGUGAGGAGAUCCAGGAGGUGCGCAGUAAGAGUGACCCCAUCUCCAUGCUGAAGGACCGCAUGCUGCAGAACAAUAUGGCCUCAGUAGAGGAACUCAAGGAGAUUGACGUGGAGGUUCGUAAGGAGAUCGAGGACGCGGCCCAGUUCGCCACCACGGACCCAGAGCCCCCCCUUGAGGAGCUGUGCAACCACAUCUUCCACAACGAGCCGCCCAUCGACGUGCGGGGCACCAGCAUCUGGAGCACACUCAAGUCACACAGCUAGAGACCAGAGGAGAGGAGACGCACACACACACACACACACACACACACACACAUACACACACACACAGGGGAGAGGGGAGAGGGGAGAGGAGGUGGUCAAGAUCUAGGAGAACAGAAGACGAAGACU